UCGUAUUUGACUAUGCUGGAUGCAAAGUUAGUGGCUAGACUUGUUAUAGCCAGCUAUCGACUUGGGUUUAUUCUUGAUAGUGUUUUCCGUCCAUGCUAGUUAUAAACUUCAUAUAUCAAGAGAAUUUGGUCGGGAUACAAUUAUGAAGAGAGUCAUCAUAUUUGUGAAUGGAACCGAUGUCAACGGCAAGGUGGUCUCAUGUAUUGUGUUUGUGGUGACUCAUUCAUUAGACGAAUUAUUGACAGCAGCUAGUGCAAAAUUUGAGAUAACUGCAAAGAGAAUCUUUACACCCCAAGGUGGAGAAAUUGAUGAUAUCAAGCUGAUAAGAGAUGAUGACAUUUUGUAUGUUUCAAGCGGAGAAGAUUUUAUACACAAGGAUAAAAUAUGUAACCAUAAUCAGUUAAAUAGAAAUUCAGAAUGGAUCACACUAAACGUAGGUGGAAAAUAUUUUACCACAACUAGGGAUACUUUAACAAAGAAAGAACCUAUGAGUAUGCUAGCAAGGAUGUUUACAGAGCCUGAAGAUGCAGAGCAUGCAAUGCAGCCAAGCAGACGAGAUUAUCAGGGAGCAUAUUUAAUAGACAGAAGUCCCACUUAUUUUGAACCAUUAUUAAAUUACUUGAGGCAUGGUCAGGUGAUACUCGAUUCUAAUGUUAAUGUGGCUGGUGUAUUGGCGGAGGCACGUUUUUAUGGCAUUGAAGGAGCCAUUCGAAUUCUCACUACAAUGGUGGAAAAGGAAGAGUUGCAGAAAGAUGGUCUUAUAUCUCUAACUCGCAAGGAUGUACUUAAAGCAAUCAUGUCGACACCGACUAACGCAGAACUUAGGUUUCAGGGAGUCGACUUUGUAGGAGCCGAUCUUUCGAAGCUAGAUCUCAGGAAUAUUAAUUUUAAAUACGCUGUUAUGCAUCAUUGCAGUCUGGUGGGCGCUAACUUGUCAGGAUGUUGUUUCGAGCGCGCUGAUUUAUCUCAUGCUAAUCUGCAAGGUGCGCAGCUCGUGUGCGUGAAGAUGUUGUGCGCGAAUUUAGCUGCAGCGAAUUUACACUCGUGUAAUUUCGAGGAUCCUGGCGGUCUGUCAGCGAAUAUGGAGGGUGUAAAUUUGAAGGGUGCUAAUCUCGAAGGCAGCAACAUGGCUGCCGUAAAUCUCCGAGUAGCCACAUUAAAAAAUGCUAAUCUUAGGAAUUGCGAUUUGAGAUCCGCUGUUUUGGCUGGCGCCGAUUUAGAGUGUUGUGACUUAUCCGGCUCCGAUCUUCAGGACGCGAAUUUGCGCGGUGCGAAUCUAAAAGACGCUGCUUUUGAGCUGAUGUUAACGCCACUGCACAUGUCUCAAACAAUACGAUAACAAUGAAUAUCGUGCUGCGUAUAUCACUGCAGCUCGUCUUAUAAUAAUGAUAUUUGAGACGAUUUUCAGGAAUUCGAAAUGCAGCUAGUACUGUAACAGCGUACUUUUUCAUGUGUCACGGACAUCAUGAAAAGUAAUCGUUUUCUAUUAACGAUUAAGGUUAUCGACACGAGAAAAAGACAGAUAAAGAAAGGGAGGAGGGAGAAAGAGAAAGGGAGAGAGAGAAAACUAACAUUUAUGAUAUUUUUUUAUUAUUAUUUUGCCCAUAAGAUUCGUAAAUUGUGGUGAUAUGUAAAACGUGAUAAUAUUUUUGACACGAUUUAGCUCGACAUUACUUUUUAGUUUUUGUUUCAUUAUAACAAAUAUUUCAGAGUAUUUAUAAUAUAUUGAAUUAUAUCUUGCCUUUAUUACUUUGAAGUUUCAUGAAUUGUCCUAAUGUAAAUUUUUUAUUAUUUCAUCCUGCAGAUCUUAUUUCUUGAAACAAUCAGGAAUAUCAAGUUAAAAGAAUUUAAAUUUUGUACGAAGUUGAGGAAAGUUUGAUUUUAACAGUAAUUAAAAAGUUACUUGGUAUUAGAAUACUCAGAAUAGUUGGAAUAUUUUGAACGUAAACAUUUAAUCGUCGAUCGAUUAUAUGUCGACUUUAUUAUAGACUUUUUCGUUUUAAUAACGCGCUUGAAUAUAUUAUAAUUUUGGUGUUCUAUAAGUAAAUCAUGUAAAUAUGGAAUUUUAUUAUUCGAAAGUGGCUUUAUUAUUUUUUUAUAUAUAAUAACAAGAUAUGCAAAAAUGUAGCAUUUUCCGCUAGACAUAUAAACUGUUACAAUAGAAAAGGGAAAUGAACACUUUACCCACUUUGCGGAUUACAGUGGACUAUUUUACAGUUACGGAAGAAAGAUGUAUGUGCCUUUUGAUAUAAUUUUUGAAAGAAAAAUCAUGAUAAACAAGUUAUAAAAUAAAAGUUUAAGAAAGGAGAAACAAUAUAAUUUAUAUAAUAUAAACAAAUGCUUAUCUAACAUAAUGGCAGAAUUAUGUUUAAAAUUUAUUCGAUAUGAGGAUGAAUAAAUUUGUAUUUAACAUUAUUCUAAUUUCAAAAUCCAAUUUUUCAAUUUGAAAGUAGCCUUUCUUGCAAACAAUGCCUUGUUUCUGAGGAUUAUUCUACAAUUCGAAUUUUUAUUUUUGCACGAGACAUCAUCCCAUCGACGAUUAUACCGUUAUCGUUUUGUAUAUAUACUUAUAAACAUUCAAUAUAUUUUUAUCUCAUAUUUGUACUCAUUGAAUGUUUACAAAUACUCCAUUACCGCCAAUGUUAAAUACUUUUACGAUUAAAUAUGUCUCCCAGAGAUUCUUGGUACUUCGAGGACUCAUCAAAGAAUAUAUCUUGCUCACAAUGUACUUGUGGAUCCUUUCAAAGAGAUUACUCUAUAAUGUAACAGAGUGUCGAUGCAGCGACAUAAAUACGAGCGAAGCUCGUAUAUAGGAAUAUAUGCGUCAAAGGAGCGCGAUAUUACGUCGCGCGACUUGCUAAUUACCUUGCUUUAGAUAUCUUGUCUCGUUCUUCUUAAUUUAGGAACGGUCAUCUAGAAGCGAGAGUCUCAGUAAUUGCGUAAACAAAAGUUCAUAGUUGUGACUCGCAUUCCCUCCGAGAAGUUCUAUUCCGAAGCGCGACUCUCUGAUAUAUGCGUAUGCGCGCGCGUGAGUGUGUAUCAUCGUCCUUUACUUAAUUUAUAAUUUACAUAAGUUAAGUCCAUGUAUAUAUGUAUAAUAUAAAAGAAAAAGAGCGAAGCAAAUUGACCAGCAUUACAUUAGUAAAGAUUUACGUUUCUCUGGA
This is a messenger RNA of Harpegnathos saltator (Jerdon's jumping ant), 3164 nucleotides long. RefSeq names its product BTB/POZ domain-containing protein KCTD9. Gene Ontology annotation, biological process: protein homooligomerization; intracellular signal transduction. The record is from RefSeq and is a predicted model, not a curated record. The coding region runs from base 143 to 1339 and encodes 398 amino acids. Gene Ontology annotation, molecular function: protein binding. The transcript is spliced from 7 exons. Lineage: Eukaryota; Metazoa; Arthropoda; Insecta; Hymenoptera; Formicidae.